AUGAAAUUGGCUGAAACGGAUGAGCGAAAGAAAUUGUCAAAAAAGGAAUUAAACAAAUUAGCAAAGCAACAGAAAAAGGCCGAAAAAAAACUCGAAAAUGCUCUUGUCACAAACAAUUUACUUGGCGAACAAGAAAAUGAAGAUAUCUCUGCUGGUUUGUACGGUUCCUACGGUUUGGUUCAGUCAAAAGAAAAAAAAAUGAUCAAUUUUAUUGAUGUCGACCAACUCACUCCUAGCUUAGCAGAAAAUGAGGUUUGGAUUCGUGGACGUCUUCAUACGUCACGUAUCACGUCAAAAGCUUGCUUUUUAAUAAUACGUCAACGUGUGCAUAGCAUACAAGGUGUUGUAUACCUAUCGGAGAAAAUUAGCAAACAAAUGGUCAAAUUUGCAUCGAACAUCACAAAGGAAUCUAUCAUUGAUGUUUGCGGUAUAUUAAAAGUUAGCGAUCAAGAUAUUGAAAGAUGUAAAUGCACGCAAAAAGACGUGGAAUUGCAAGUAACGCAAAUAUUUGUGGUGAGUGCGGCUGAGCCACGAUUACCCUUACAAAUUGAGGACGCCGCUCGUUCACGUGCUGAUGAAACUGAUUUGUCAGUUGUAAAUUUGGACACAAGAUUGGAUAAUAGAGUGCUCGACCUUCGUACGCAGACGAAUCAUGCAAUUUUCCGAAUUCAGGAUGGUAUUUGUGACCUUUUUCGAUCUACAUUACAUCAGCGUGGUUUCACUGAGAUUCAUACUCCUAAGAUUAUAUCAGCUGCCAGUGAAGGUGGAGCAAAUGUUUUCGAAGUAACAUACUUCAAAGGCUCUGCUUAUCUGGCCCAGUCGCCUCAGCUUUACAAGCAAAUGGCUAUUGCAGCAGAUUUUAAUAAGGUAUUCACGAUAGGUGCUGUUUUUCGUGCGGAAGAUAGUAAUACUCAUAGGCAUUUAACUGAAUUUGUUGGUCUUGACGUAGAAAUGGCAUUUAAAUUUCAUUACCAUGAGGUUGUCGAAACGAUUGGAGCAAUGUUAAUUGAUAUUUUCAAAGGAUUACAAGCAAAAUUCCAACAUGAGAUUGAAACGGUCGCGAAACAAUAUCCUUGUGAACCUUUUCAGUUUGUUCAGCCAGCUUUAAUUUUGAAAUAUCCUGAUGCUAUUAGACUGUUACGAGAACACAAUGUCGAGAUUGGAGAUGAAGAAGAUUUGAGUACACCAGUCGAGAAAUUUUUAGGAAAAUUGGUUAAGGAAAAAUAUAAGACUGAUUUCUACAUUCUUGAUAAAUAUCCGCUUGCAGUUCGUCCUUUCUAUACUAUGCCGGAUCCCGAUAAUCCACGUUAUUCGAACAGCUAUGAUAUGUUCAUGAGAGGUGAAGAAAUAUUAUCUGGUGCUCAACGAAUUCAUGAUCCUGUUUUGUUGACUGAAAGAGCAGUGCUUCAUAAGAUCGAUUUAGAAAAAAUAAAAGCUUAUGUUGAUUCUUUCAAAUACGGUUGUCCACCUCAUGCAGGAGGUGGUAUCGGCCUGGAGCGUGUAACGAUGUUGUUUCUUGGUCUUGGAAACGUCCGUCUUGCAUCUUUAUUCCCUCGUGAUCCGAAACGUAUUACUCCUUAA
Molecule: messenger RNA, 1581 nt
Organism: Dracunculus medinensis (Guinea worm)
Lineage: Eukaryota; Metazoa; Nematoda; Chromadorea; Rhabditida; Dracunculidae
Source: the annotation of a GenBank genome assembly